Ophidiomyces ophidiicola is the source of this 849-nucleotide messenger RNA. It is a transcript of the gene COQ4, whose product is annotated as Ubiquinone biosynthesis protein. The transcript has 2 exons. Bases 1 to 849 code for a protein of 282 amino acids. Gene Ontology annotation, cellular component: mitochondrion; mitochondrial inner membrane. The record is from RefSeq and is a predicted model, not a curated record. Lineage: Eukaryota; Fungi; Ascomycota; Eurotiomycetes; Onygenales; Onygenaceae. Gene Ontology annotation, biological process: ubiquinone biosynthetic process.
AUGGCAUCACCAGCAAGGGUGGCUGCGACUUGUUGUACUCGCUCCUGGCGAGCGUCAUACACACCACGAAAUGUCGCCCGCGAAUUUUCCCUGUUGAACCGUCCCUCACCGAAGUACCCGGGCCACAUACCUUUGACAUCGGUAGAGCGAGGCGCUCUCGCAAUUGGAUCGGCAGUGGGGUCGUUGUUAAAUCCUCGAAGGGGAGACUUGAUAGCAACUCUCGGCGAAGCUACAGCAACACCGUUUUUUAUUUACCGUCUACGCGAUGCUAUGCUAUCAGACCCAACAGGUCGACGAAUACUCCGUGAUCGCCCUCGAAUUACCUCCCAAACAUUGUCCCUCCCAUAUCUUCGCAGCUUACCUCCAAACACUGUAGGAUUCACCUAUGCUGCUUGGCUUGAUCGAGAGGGUGUCAGCCCUGACACUCGCAGCAGUGUACAGUAUAUUGAUGAUGAAGAAUGUGCAUUCGUCAUGCAAAGAUAUCGAGAAUGCCACGAUUUUUAUCAUGCAGUGACAGGCCUCCCAGUCGUUGUUGAAGGUGAAAUAGCCUUGAAAGCCUUUGAAUUUCUGAACACAUUGAUCCCGAUGACCGGUUUAAGUGUUUUUGCAGCAGUAAGACUGAAACCAGACGAAAGACAACGUUUUUGGAGCAUUCAUCUACCGUGGGCAAUUCGAAGUGGGCUGAAAAGCAAAGAGUUGAUUAAUGUGUACUGGGAAGAGCAGUUGGAACGAGAUGUGAAUGAACUGAGAGAAGAGCUGAACAUUGAGAAGCCCCCUGACUUGCGGGACAUUAGAAGAAAGCUUCGAGAGCAGAGGAAGGCGGAAAAGCAAGCCACAAUUCAAUCGUGA